AUGCUUGUUCGUCAUCGUGGAUGGGAACAGGUAGUGAAAACAAAAACAGAACGUUCAACAGUUAUUUCUGUUCUCCAAUGGACACUUCUUCGUCAUGUAACUCAAUCACUUGACCAAAUAAAUGAUGAAGAUACAAAAAAGAAUAUACUUUGGAAAGAAAUGUAUUGGUUAAAUCAAUAUUGGGCUCAACCUGUACCUAAAUCAAGUAUAGCUCCAAAAUAUUCGCAAAGACUUUUUAUUACUAAAUCACUGAACACUCGACGUGAUCUUUAUGAAUAUUUAUGGGAUGAAGAAGCACGAAGAGAACGUCUUCGAUUUCGAAUGAAAAAAAGAAAAGAAAAAUUUGCUGCUACGUUCGAUUCUAAUCGAUUGGAAUCUCCUUUUCAUCGAGGGUGUGGGUGUGGACGUGGGUGUGGAUGUGGGUGUGGGUGUGGGUGUUCUCCCAUCGCACCUAAACCCACACCCUACACAUCCACACCUAAACUCACACGCACACUCAAACCCACACACCCACACCCUGUCUUAAAAUCUUUGGGAUAAGUCACUACUCGAAUAUGUAUUAAUAACAGAAACACUGAUAUUUCUAUUCAGUUUUUCCGAACCCUUCAUCUUCAAAUUGCUAUAAAUCCAUCACAUUUGGUCAAAAUUCGCUGAACGUUUUUCCGAACUGUAGUCACUUACCCUUCUUAUGUGUGACUAACGUAUAUCUCCGGUGGCUGUCCUUGUUGAAUUCUCAUGACUUCGAAAGCUUAUUCACUGCUUGUUAAGUUACAGUCCUGUUCUAGUACUUCUUUGGUUUUUGUUCUUUACAUUUUUUUUGUUUUGACGUUUGCAUUCUUAUCUGAAAGAAUAAAGACGAUUUAGUGUUGUAUUUUUCUUGUUAGGUUGUUUUUUUUGUUUUUGACGACGGAGCAGAGAUAUUCUCAGUGUCGCACUGCAGAACCAAAAGACAGAAAUACAAACAUCGAAAUUAAUUUCACAAUGUUACCAAAAACGCGGAGUAUUCUGCAUCAGAGAACCGUGAGAUAUAUUAUAAUUCCAAU
Rotaria sp. Silwood1 is the source of this 1043-nucleotide messenger RNA. Lineage: Eukaryota; Metazoa; Rotifera; Eurotatoria; Philodinida; Philodinidae. The record is from the annotation of a GenBank genome assembly.